UGACUUUUCUUUUCGGAACAGAUUUCAGAAACAAUUCAAUCCAUAAUGGAUGAGAUGCAGAGUGAUCGCAGCGAGCCUCCCCUAGAUGUUCCCACCACAGAUGAAGUCCUCUCAAUGAUCGACGCCAGCCUAGCCACCGGUGAUCUCGGCCAGGCCUUCCGAGGGUACCUCUUCCUCCUCCAAGCUGAUCCCGGAUGCAAGGAUCGCAUCAGGGAUGACUUCGGCACCGUUCUCCAUCAGUGGGCGGAUUGUCUUGAGGCGGGAGGGGGGAGCAGAGAGGAUGCCCUGUGGUGCUUUGAGAUGUCUCUGAGACUGUGGCCCGAUAAUGCGGAGAUACACAACAACAUGGGAGCGUUCUAUUUCAGACUCGGUCAUCACGAAGAAGCGGCAACCUGCUUUCAACUCGCUCUGGAAAUCGACCCGAGCUACACCAACGCUCAGAAAAACCUCUCUAACGUAGUCUGUUCACCCGUCAAAGGAUGGCACUUUCCGAUGUUGAAUGAUAAGAAGAGGAAUGCUUGUUACCAGACUGCUAUCACCAAGGCCAUCACGCAAGGACACAAUACUGUCUUAGAUAUUGGGUCCGGAACAGGAAUUCUUAGUAUGUUUGCAGUGCAGUCGUGGGCUAAGUCAGUCUUUGCAUGUGAGGAAUCCAAAGAAAUGGUGAGGCUGUCACAUGAUGUCUUAGCAGCCAAUCAGAUGCAAGAUAAGAUCCACCUUCUGAAUAAAUUAUCAACAGAUAUGUCAGUUCCAGAGGACAUCCCGAACAGAGUGUCCCUUGUGGUUACAGAAAUCUUUGACGCUGGUCUGUUCGGAGAAGGCGUUAUUUCUACCCUCCAGCAUGCCUGGCAACAUUUAUUGCUGCCCCCAAAGACCUCAGAAACUCAGGAUGUUGGUAGUUACGGCAAAGUGAUUCCAUCAAGAGCAGUAAUCUACGCUCAAGUUAUCCAGUGUGAAUAUAUCAGAAAACAAAACAGAUUCUUACAAGAUAAGAUAUGCAACCUGGACGUAUCCAACCUCGAUGAUACUCAAGAAACGUCAGCAGAGUACCAGCCAAGAGACAAGAAGGAACCUUACACAUCAGAGAGACUUCAGAACCUUCCUCUGGGUUACCAGGCGCUGACACCAGCAAUCAGUGUGUUAGAGGUAGACUUCAAUAAUCCACAGAUCAUUACAUCAGAACAUCCCAGUACAACCUGGAGACAUAUUGACUUCCCAGUCAUCGCUAGUGGCAAGGUGGAUGCGGUCAUAUCAUGGUUUGAUCUCGUUUUAGACGACACAGAAAUACUGAGUACCUCACCACAUGAUAGCUCCUGCUGGGAGCAGGCAGUGUUCCCUGUGACUUCCUUUAUAACAUCCAGCGGAAGCAGCAAAGAAUCUUUGCAUGUCAGGGAACAGGACACCAUCACUGUUGCUGUAUCAUGCAGUGACGACUGCCUCCAUCUCAAAUGUGCGGACAUUACCCAUCAUGCAUCAUCCAAAACGAAGUCCACACCUGCGUCGGCGUCCGCCUUAACACAGGAAGAAGUAAUGGAGGAAAUGGUCACCAGUUUCAGGGAAAAUGUUAGCACCCAGUGUCAAAGGUCAUGUGACUUGGUUGAGGGUGUGCAGCAAGGGAAAGCAAAUGAGAGUGUGGGCGGGGCUGAUUCUUCGAAGGGCGGGGCAAUUGCCACCUCAAACUCAUGCUCUCCAUGUGAUGAUUUAACUCCAGAUACUAUAGCAAUUCUCAAUGAUUACAAACUUCAGAAUUGCUUUUAUAAGGCCAUCACUAGCUUGAUGGAUGCUUCACAAGAAUCGGAAGAUUCAAGAUCAUGCAGUCCUUCGAAAAGCCACGACAAGUCGGCGACAUCACAGUUUGCCGUGCUGGAUAUAUCAAGCGGUGUGUCUGUUACCGGACUCUUUGCAGCCAAACACCAUCCCGCCACCAGAAUCUGCAUCCCAUCUAGCACACCUACAAACAUAAAUGUUAUAGAGACGAUUGCCAGAACCAAUAUGUUAGAGGGUUGUUUUGAUUUAGAGGCGGAGUCACACCCGUUGAGUCCAUCUUCUGAAGCAAUGUGGGAUGUUCUGGUGACUGAUUUGGUAUCGCCGUGCGGUACUCUGAGGGAAAGAGUGCUGGAAGACAUCGCUGUUGGAAGAGUGUGUGCGUUGAAACCAAAUGGUACAAUCCUACCAGGAUCUAUGUCUGUCUUCGCAAUGUGUGUAGAGUGUGCCAGCCUGCAAACAGACAGUCAAGUCAUCGGAGACGGACCAACCAUGGGAUUGAAGAUCGCAAAGUUCAUCAAUAAAUACAAGGUGUCAACAUUUCUUGACAUCCACCUGUCCUCCCGAGCCUACAAGCAGAUCAGUCAACCCUUCCUACUCUUUCAUCUCGACUUCAACGAGAAGCAAGAACCAGGUUCAUCCGAACUCCCAAGCUUCGUCAAGCCCUCUGUGGUCCGUCAAUUCCAAGCCACAGAAGAUGGCACGAUAACAGCCAUACCGUUCUGGUUCAACAUUAACAUUGAUCCGUCGAAUAGCGUGAAUACGUUGGACAAUGAUACUCACUGGAAGCAAGCUGCGUAUUUACUUCCUGAAGGUCGAGACGUCAAGAAGGGGGAUCAGGUCAAGGUGUCUGCCAGAAUUGAGGAUAGCAGUUUCAUCUUCGAAGUUGAUGUUGGGUGAAGGUAAACUGCUACAUUACAGUUUAUUAUUAUGACUAUUGAAAAAUAGUAUAGCUGUUGCAAACUGCUUAAAGACUCUGGACACCUUUGGUAACUGUCAAAGACCAGUCUCCUCACUUGGUGCAUCUUAACAUAUGCAUAAAAUAACAAACCUGUGAAAAUUGGAACCGAAUUGGUCGUUGAGGUUGCAUAGUAAUAAUGGAGAAAAAAAAAACCUUGUAGCACGAAGUUCUGUGCUUUUCAAAAGCUUGAUUUCGGGAC
Molecule: messenger RNA, 2924 nt
Organism: Asterias rubens (European starfish)
Lineage: Eukaryota; Metazoa; Echinodermata; Asteroidea; Forcipulatida; Asteriidae
Product: protein arginine N-methyltransferase 9-like
Exons: 11
Coding region: 46-2664 (872 amino acids)
Biological process (GO): peptidyl-arginine methylation
Molecular function (GO): protein-arginine omega-N monomethyltransferase activity; protein binding
Source: RefSeq, a predicted model, not a curated record